This is a messenger RNA of Leptopilina boulardi, 686 nucleotides long. RefSeq names its product chitin synthase chs-2-like. The coding region runs from base 222 to 554 and encodes 110 amino acids. Gene Ontology annotation, molecular function: chitin synthase activity. The transcript has a single exon. Lineage: Eukaryota; Metazoa; Arthropoda; Insecta; Hymenoptera; Figitidae. The record is from RefSeq and is a predicted model, not a curated record. Gene Ontology annotation, cellular component: cell periphery; cell septum.
AAGAAACGGUGAUGGCAUAAAUAACAAGGGAAUAAUAAUAUAAAAGAAAUAACAAGCAAAGAAGAAGAAUAUUUUGGAAUAAUGAAUGCGGAGCUUUGGUGUGGUGGGAUUUUUUGCAUGCGACAUUUUUUUUUUUUUUUUUUUUGAAAAUAACUAACAAUCACCAUUACUGAUAAUAGAUUCUAGCGGCGGCGAUAAUAAGUAUUGUUUAUGGAUUGAUUAUGGUUGCGGUAAUCACAGCGAUAUCGAUUAACAUUGUUGAAGAUGGUUUAUUUUCACCAUCUCCACUUUUUCUUAUAAUGGUAAUUGCUCAAUUAACAGUGGCUGCCUUAUUACAUCCUCAAGAAAUUAGUUGUCUCUUUUAUGGAUUAAUUUACUACAUUUCUGUACCUUCGAUGUAUUUGGUUUUAAUUGUUUUCUCCGUCUACAAUCUCAAUGAUAUUACAUGGGGCACGAGGGAAGUGCAAAAGAAAAAAACUGACGCGGUAAUAAAUCCCAUUUUGGAUUUGAUGUUCACUAUAAUUUUAAAUUACACUAUUAAUUUACACUUCUAACAUUAAUUUAUUUCUAAUUUACAAAAUUCUAUUUUUAAUUUACGCAUUUUUAAUUUUAAUUAUAAUUGCUUCUUUCGCAACUUGUAUAUAAUUUUGUAGAAAAAAUUAAUUAUAUCUCUAAAAUAAUGAAUG